GCGUCCCGCGAAAAGGACCCGCCUUUGCCUUUGCUCGCCCCAUAAAUCACGCCGCCCGGCGAAGACCCACCCAAAAGACUUCCCAAGCACAGCCGCCGAGAUGGCCAUCGCCGAGACGGCAGCGGCGGUGGCGACGACGACGACGACGUCCGACACAGCGCCCAUGUCCCCGGCCUCUGCGAAGGCCGGGGCGGCGAUCGGUCCGGCGACGGGCGCGACGCGGCGCGGGUGGCUGCGCCGGCUCGUGCCGCGGGAGUACCUGCCCCGUAGCCGCCGGUGGAAGACCCGCGGCGCUGGCGGCCCCGGUGCUGCUGAGGCCGCGAAUGGGGGCGGCGCGGCGGGGCCGUCUUCGUACCGGAGGCUGGCGUCGUCGCUGUCGCGGUCGUUCCGGUGGAAGCGGAUGCCGGCGCUCCCGUCCCUCAGCCUGCGCGCCGGCUCGGCGUCGGCGGCGCUGGACGAGGUGGCCUUCCGCGUCAUGUACGUGGUCGAGGCCGUCGUGCUCGGCCUCGCGCUCUCCUGCUUCUUCCUUUGCUGCGGCUGCCACAUCUAGCCUGCCGCCAGCCAUGUAUUCUCUGUUACUGUUUGUUAGUUGCUCUCGGUUCUUUGGUUAGUAAUUUUUUCGUUUUCAUCGAUCGUCUACUUACUCUGCUGUAAAUUUUCCACCGUGAGGAAAAUCCAUGGAAAAAUUCCCAAUCUGCUCAA
Molecule: messenger RNA, 702 nt
Organism: Triticum aestivum (bread wheat)
Lineage: Eukaryota; Viridiplantae; Streptophyta; Magnoliopsida; Poales; Poaceae
Exons: 1
Coding region: 101-550 (149 amino acids)
Source: RefSeq, a predicted model, not a curated record